Messenger RNA from Exophiala aquamarina CBS 119918, 528 nucleotides. RefSeq names its product 60S ribosomal protein L12. Bases 1 to 528 code for a protein of 175 amino acids. Gene Ontology annotation, cellular component: ribosome; cytosolic large ribosomal subunit. Gene Ontology annotation, molecular function: large ribosomal subunit rRNA binding; structural constituent of ribosome. Gene Ontology annotation, biological process: translation. The record is from RefSeq and is a predicted model, not a curated record. The transcript is spliced from 4 exons. NCBI's taxonomy places the organism in Eukaryota, Fungi, Ascomycota, Eurotiomycetes, Chaetothyriales, Herpotrichiellaceae.
AUGGCUCCAAAACUCGAUCCCAAUGAGGUGAAGAUCAUCCACCUCCGAGCCACUGGAGGUGAGGUCGGAUCCUCAGCAACUCUUGCUCCCAAGAUUGGUCCUCUUGGUCUCUCUCCCAAGAAGGUCGGUGAAGAUAUCGCCAAAGCCACUGGUGACUGGAAAGGUCUCCGCGUCACCAUCAAGCUCACCAUCCAGAACCGACAAGCUGCUGUCUCUGUCGUCCCUUCUGCCUCCUCCCUAGUCAUUAGAGCGCUCAAGGAGCCACCUCGAGACCGCAAGAAGGAGAAGAACAUCAAGCACUCCAAGUCGAUCCCUCUCGAUGAAAUCAUCGAUAUCGCUCGCACGAUGCGCGGUGCCAACAAGUCGUUUGCUCGUGAGCUGAAGGGUACCGUUCUUGAGAUUCUGGGCACAGCUUUCAGUGUUGGCUGUCAGGUCGAUGGUCGAUCACCAAAGGACAUCAGCGAUGACAUUAAAGAUGGUAACAUUGAGAGUGAGUGCCAAAGCCGUGUGCAGCGCUUUCACCGCUAA